AUGAACGCAGAGCCAGCGCCGCUUGCUGAUAGCCGCAUAUGGCCCUUCAAGGCUCUCGUGCCGAUAGAUAUACAGAACCACCAGCAGCACCAGCAGCAGCAGCAGCAGCAGCAGCAGCAGCAGCAGCAGCAGCAGCAGCAGCAGAUGCAGAUGCAUAUACAACAACAACAGCAACUGGUUAUGCAGCAAGAAUUUCAAGAAAGAGAACGAGAAACAGAUAACAAACACAGAGAUGUAUGGAAUAUCAUGCAGCAGCAGCAGCAGCAGCAGCAGCAGCAGCAACACCUGCAGCAACAGAUACAGCAGCAGCAGCAACUGCAGCACAGCAGCAGCAGCAGCAGCAGCAACACCUGCAGCAACAGAUACAGCAGCAGCAGCAACUGCAGCAGCAACUGCAGCAGCAGCAGCAGCAGCAGCAAGUGUGGAUGGGUGAAUGCUGGCAGGCAGACGCCCACGACGUGA
Messenger RNA from Eimeria mitis, 462 nucleotides. RefSeq lists its product as uncharacterized. The record is from RefSeq and is a predicted model, not a curated record. The coding region runs from base 1 to 462 and encodes 153 amino acids. The transcript is spliced from 2 exons. Lineage: Eukaryota; Apicomplexa; Conoidasida; Eucoccidiorida; Eimeriidae.